AAAAGGAAGAUAUUUUAUGUGCUUCUAUGAGAAUAAAAUUCUUACUGGCUUGUAUGAUCUGUGCGGAGAGGGGAAAAAAGUGGAAGUAACAGUCCGUUAUUGUUUUCCUUGAAUUUUGAUAACGGAAAAAUAGUUGAACAAAAAUUAUGGAUACUAGAGAGAAACAUGAAGGACGUAAAAAUCCCCAGGAAUCCUCGAACAUAAUCAGUUUGUUAUUCUUUGGAUGGAUGAUACCGAUAUUCUGGAAAGGUGCAAAACGUGAUCUGCAAGUAACAGAUUUGUACGAUCCGCUAAAAUCCGACGAAUCUGGACGCCUUGGGGACCAACUUCAGAAAGAAUGGGAAAAAGAAUUGAUAAAAGCGGACGGUGAGUUGGUACUUGGAAAAGACGGCAAGAAGAAGGCGAAGCAGCAGCCAAGCCUGACUUGGGCGAUAGUGAGGGUGUUCUGGGUUCGCUACAUGUUCCAAGGGCUGCUGUUGUUCUUCCAGUUAAUGGUGUUCAAAAUACUCCAGCCAAUACUGCAAGGCUGGAUAAUCGAUUACUUCAAUCCGGGCGAAAAUACGAUAUCGCGUAACGACGUUCUUCUCUACGCUGGUUACCUGAUCCUCGUCACAUUGGGAAUAGUUUUCAUAACCCAUCACACAAAUCUGCAAGUGCAAAAAGUUGGCAUGUGCAUCAGGGUAGCGUGCUGUUCGUUGAUUUACAGAAAGGUUCUUCGUCUCAAUCAGGCUGCAUUGAACAACACCGCUGCUGGCCAGGUGGCCAAUUUGAUCAGCAAUGAUGUGGCGCGUUUCGAUUUCGUCCCGAUGUUUCUUCAUUUCAUUUGGAUCAUGCCGCUGCAGGUGCUAGUGAUAGGCUACGUGAUGUGGCAGUCAGUUGGCAUUGCUUCUUUGGUAGGAAUCGGAGCGAUGAUGCUGCAGACGAUACCGAUUCAAGGUUACAUGAGCCAUGUGAGCGCGAAAUUCAGAUCAAAGAUCGCGGUCAAGACUGACCACAGGGUGCAACUGAUGAGUGAACUGAUUUCCGGGAUACAGGUGGUGAAAAUGUACUCGUGGGAAAAGCCAUUCGAUAUGAUAGUGUCGAAGGUUCGAGGACUCGAAAUGAAACUAAUUGCUGUUACGACAUAUCUGAGAGGCAUUUACCUCAGUAUAAUGGUCUUCUCCGAACGAAUGACACUAUACUUGACACUAAUUACUUUUGUAUUGAUGGGCAAUACCUUAACUGCUGAUGUAUCGUUCGUGCUAUCGACCCUGUUCAAUGUUUUGCAAAUGACAUGUGCAAUUUGCUUUCCGCAAGCUAUAAUCAUGGCUGGAGAAACCGCAGUGUCAUUGAAGAGAUUGACGGAGUUCUUACUUCUGGAUGAGAUCAAAGCUCCGGAAAAGGUGGAUAAGAAACUGAAGAAUGGCACAGUGUAUGCGGAAAAGCAGACGACAGGUCAACGGUUCAAAAAUGGGGUUGGAAUUGAAAUGGUCAACGUAGCAGCGAACUGGGUUCACGGUCAGCUCCCGCCAACUUUGUGUCAAGUGUCACUGGACGUUGGGGUUCAGUCGCUCUCCGUUCUCGUGGGUUCUGUCGGCUCGGGUAAAUCAUCAUUGCUGCACUUGAUACUCGGUGAAUUGCCAUCGGGAGCUGGAAGCGUGAAUUUAUACACCAGUGAAAACGGCGUGAAAACGAUCGUCAACCCCAAGGACAUCCGUAUCUCGUACGCAAGUCAGGAUCCUUGGCUUUUCUCAGCCUCCAUUCGUGACAACAUUCUUUUCGGUCAGCCUUUUGAUAGGAUCAAGUACCAAGAGGUCACCAGAGUCUGCGCUUUGCUUAAGGACUUCGAGCAGCUACCUCAAGGUGACAUGAGCUUCGCUGGCGAAAGAGGCGCAUCCUUGUCCGGAGGACAGAGGGCUCGGGUUAAUCUGGCUAGAGCCGUUUACAGAGACGCUGAUCUAUACCUGCUCGAUGAUCCACUCAGUGCAGUCGAUGCUCGAGUAGGUCGUCACUUGUUCGAGGAGUGCAUCCAGGGAUACCUGAAGGGAAAAACCCGCAUCUUAGUUACUCAUCAACUCCAGUAUCUUUCGCAAGCGGACAGCAUAAUCGUUUUAGACCGCGGCACCGUUGAACAUCAGGGCACGUACAAUGAGCUGGGCAAGUCAAACAUCAGCUUUGUUUUGGACUCUCAUAAUGCCGAGAACUGCAAGGUCGAAGAGACUGGCGACGGAGAUAACAAUGACCCAAAGACACAUACGUCAUCGGAAGGCGACGACGUUGACCGGAUUUCUAAUGUUGCGGAGAGCGUUGAGGAGUACAGAGACGUGAGCGAGGAGGAGGUAGCCACUGGAGACAUGUCGAACCAGGUGUACUGGGGCUACUUUGCAGCCGGUGGAAACGUGUGUUUUCUGGCCUUUCUUGUGCUAGUCUUCAUCGCAGCUCAACUGUCUUCCAGUGGCACCGACUACUGGGUGACCUACUGGACGAACAACGAGAUCCUCAAAGCCGUGAACUCCUUGAACGGCACUGUCAGAACUGGGAACGAUAGCGAAGAUGCGACUUCACUAUUCUACGAUGAGUAUGGAACUUUCCGGACAGACCUGGCGGUCUACAUUUACACAGGGUGCAUCGUUGCCUGCGUCAUCCUCACUUCGCUGCGGAGCUUCCUUUUUAUGAGCAAUUGCAUCAACUCCAGUCGAAAUGUUCACAAUGCCAUGUUUUCAAACCUUCUGAGAGCCACGAUGAGAUUCUUCAAUACCAAUCCAUCUGGAAGAAUCCUCAAUCGCUUUUCUAAGGAUAUUGGCUCGAUGGACGAACAGCUGCCCAAAGUGAUGCUCGAGACUCUUCAGAUAUUCAGUGUUAUGAUUGGAAUUCUGGUCAUGGUUAUGGUUGUCAAUUACUGGAUGGCCAUACCAACUGUUAUCGUGAUUUCUAUAUUUUACGUAAUCAGGGUCUACUACCUCAAGACUGCCCAGGACGUUAAGCGGCUGGAAGGAAUCACCAAAAGUCCCGUCUUCUCUCACGUAACCUCCACUCUUGAUGGGCUAACGACGAUUCGAAGCAGCGGCAAUUCAGUCGCAGUAAUGUUACGCAAGGAAUUUGACGAUUAUCAGGACUCGCACACCGCAGCCUGGUACCUGACCAUCGCCUCUGGAACCGCCUUUGGUUUCUUCUUGGAUAUAAUUUCCUGCGGUUUCAUCGCCUGCGUCUGUUUCUCUUUUAUCCUCAUGGACGAUGGAUAUACACUCGGGGGCUCUGUCGGACUUGCCAUUUCUCAAUCCUUGAUAUUGACCGGCAUGGUCCAAUACGGAAUCAAGCAAAGCACUGACGUAAUCGCUCAAAUGACGUCUGUUGAAAGGGUGUUGCAAUACACCAAUUUGCCGCAGGAGGGACCUUUCACCACUGACAAUCCGCCUCCACCAACGUGGCCUCCCAAGGGUGCCCUGGUCUUCAAAGAAGUGUCCAUGAAAUACGCUGAGGACAAACCGCCGGUGCUGAAGAACCUGAACGUGAACAUAAAGCCUGGUUGGAAGAUCGGUAUAGUGGGACGAACCGGGGCUGGGAAAUCCUCGCUAAUCUCAGCGCUGUUUCAUCUCACCGGAGAUGGACUGGAAGGGGAAAUUCUGUUGGACGGGAUCGACACGAAGUCGAUUGGACUACACGAACUUCGCCCCCGGAUUUCGAUUAUUCCUCAGGAGCCGAUUCUGUUCUCCGCGAGUCUCCGUUACAACCUGGAUCCUUUCGAUCAAUUUUCGGACACCCAGCUUUGGGACAGUCUGCGCGAAGUCGAACUUGGGGACGCGAUUCCAUCUCUGGAAUUUCAGGUCGCUGGUGGUGGAGCCAAUCUCAGUGUUGGACAACGCCAAUUGAUUUGCUUGGCCAGAGCGAUUCUCAGAAACAACCGUUUGCUGGUUCUCGAUGAAGCUACCGCCAACGUUGACCGAGGCACCGACGCGUUGGUUCAAAACACAAUCAGACGAAGGUUUGCCGAUUGCACUGUACUGACAAUAGCUCAUCGUCUGAACACGAUAAUGGAUAGUGACCGAGUGUUGGUUAUGGAAGGUGGUCGGAUAGUGGAAUUUGGCCACCCUUAUGUUCUUUUGAAAAAUCGGAACGGUCCGUUGUCGUUGAUGGUGCAACAGACCGGCAAAGGCAUGGCAGAAGAGCUCGCCGAGAUUGCUGAGGCAGCUUAUCAAAUGAAUCCCGAGUUUGCUCAGGCAUACAAAAGCGGCGUCAUCAUAGACGGCACUAACAACCAGAUCACUUAUCUCUGAUACGAUGGCAAAGAUGAAGGGUGACGCAAUUUUUUACCGCCCUCGGGGCUGCCGUAUUUUUAGAUUAUGUACAACAUUUGUUUUAGAAAUUUCCGAAGAUUGACAAAGCUUUGUCCGUGUA
Molecule: messenger RNA, 4374 nt
Organism: Diprion similis
Lineage: Eukaryota; Metazoa; Arthropoda; Insecta; Hymenoptera; Diprionidae
Product: ATP-binding cassette subfamily C member 4-like
Exons: 17
Coding region: 147-4253 (1368 amino acids)
Biological process (GO): transmembrane transport
Cellular component (GO): membrane
Molecular function (GO): ABC-type transporter activity; ATP hydrolysis activity; ATP binding
Source: RefSeq, a predicted model, not a curated record